Messenger RNA from Gracilinanus agilis (Agile Gracile Mouse Opossum), 1091 nucleotides. Its product is annotated as ankyrin repeat and SOCS box protein 9-like. The record is from RefSeq and is a predicted model, not a curated record. The transcript has 8 exons. The coding region runs from base 1 to 1020 and encodes 339 amino acids. Gene Ontology annotation, molecular function: protein binding. Gene Ontology annotation, biological process: positive regulation of protein catabolic process; protein ubiquitination; intracellular signal transduction. Lineage: Eukaryota; Metazoa; Chordata; Mammalia; Didelphimorphia; Didelphidae.
AUGAAUGGAACAGAAGUUUCCCCAGAUCUGAGACCGGGCCUCUUCUACGUGGCACCCACAGAGCCUCUGAAAGCCAGACCUUUGUUAAGCCGUUCUGAGCUAUCACCACGUGCUGUGAAUCCCCGGCUUGAGUUUACGGUCAGAUGGAGCCGGGUUCCCGGGGCUGCAAAGGUUGAAGACAGCCCCCGAGAGCUAGAUCAUUCUGUUGAGGUUUCGCGUCAGACUUUCUAUUUUGUGUCUGACUGGUCUCCCAUGCACGAUGCUGCUAUUAAUGGACGUCUCCUUUCUCUAAGGAUGCUCAUCAGUCAGGGAUAUGGUGUAAACCUAGUUACAGCUGAUCGAGUCUCUCCACUUCAUGAAGCUUGCCUUGGGGGCCACCCAACUUGUGCUGGUGUUCUGUUGAAGCAUGGGGCUCAGGUGGAUGGAGUGACUGUUGAUUGGCACACACCUCUGUAUAAUGCCUGUGUUAGUGGAAGCCAGGACUGUGUGAACUUAUUGUUAGAACAUGGAGCCAGUCCCCAUGCUGUGUGUGAUCUUGCAUCUCCCAUCCAUGAAGCUGCCAAAAGAGGUCACCUGGGGUGUGUGGAAUCCCUUGUAUCUCAUGGAGCAAAUAUAAAUGAAAAUAUCAGGCACCUUGGCACUCCACUUUAUGUGGCUUGUGAAAACCAGCAGAUAGCCUGUGCCAAGAAGCUACUUGAAUCAGGAGCAAGUCCUAAUCAAGGCAAAGAACUGGAUUCUCCUCUUCACGUGGCAGCCAGGAAUUCUAGUUCGGACCUAGUUCAUUUGUUGAUUGACUUUGGAGCAGAGCCACACUCAAAGAAUGCUGAAGGCAAACGGCCAGCGGAUUUGGUUCCCCCGAAUAGCACCCUAGCACAAGUAUUCUCCCAGAAAGAAGGGCCCCUGUCUUUGAUGCAGAUAUGCCGACUCCGAAUUAGGAAGUGCUUUGGAAUCAAACAACAUCAUAGAAUAAGUGAACUACUUCUUCCUGAGGAGCUGAAACGAUUUCUCUUACACAUCUAAACACCUUCUUGUUUUCCUAAAUAAGAGGCAAAUACACUAGCAUAUUAAAAUUAUCCUUCUUUAAAAAAAAA